This is a messenger RNA of Stegodyphus dumicola, 693 nucleotides long. RefSeq names its product piggyBac transposable element-derived protein 4-like. NCBI's taxonomy places the organism in Eukaryota, Metazoa, Arthropoda, Arachnida, Araneae, Eresidae. The record is from RefSeq and is a predicted model, not a curated record.
AUGCAUAAUCUACACAGGAGAAGGAACCAUUUUGAAUUAGCAAUUCAAAAGUAUGCCUGUGUCAUCACAAGUCGUGAUGACACUAUUGUAUCCUCUUUUGAACAAGGGAACUGUGUAACUACUGAUAACUUUUAUUCGUCCCCAGAACUGGCAGAAUUGCUAAUAUGGUAUAAAACCGACAUAUAUGGCACAGUUCGCCUGAACAGGAAAAGUAUGCCUAUUGAGCUAAAAAAAAGGAAGUUGAAAAAGGGAGAAAUUGCUGCAUAUCAAAAGGGAAAAGUCAUGGUCCUGAAAUGGAAGGACAAAAAGGAUGUAGCACUACUUUCCACUGUGCACAACAUGGAGAUGAUUGCAGUUACCAGCAGGAAGGAAAAUAAAAUGAAACCAAAAGUGGUAGUGGAUUACAAUGGAACUAUGGGAGGGGUCGACCGUGUAGACCAAAGACUAAGCAGUUACAAUGUCACUAAAAGAAGAGGGAAAAAAUAUUACAAGAAAGAUAUUUCUCCAUUUAUUGGAUAUAGCACUAUGGAAUUCAUAUGUGUUGUACACAAAAUCUGGUGGAAAAAGAAGUCAUCUUCAGUACAGAACGAAAAUAAUAGAAAAACAAUUAUUGAAAAGUACCACUCGGUAGGAAUUUUCUGCCAAAAAAAGGACGUCCUUCUGCUUGAUCACCUGCCCAUCACGUCUGUCUGA